UAUUUCCUUUCUUCUUCUUUUUCUAGUUUAACGAAUAUGAAGACUCGGCAGAACUUGCUUUUGAUGAUCAUAGCUAGUGCAGCGGUUUUCAGCGUUGCCACAGCUUGCUCCAACGGACAGUGCAAGCUUUUAGAACAAUGCUCAACAGACGGAGAUUGUGAGGCAGGGCUUUUCUGCUUCUCUUGCCCAGAAGCCUUUUCCGGCUCUAGAUGUAUAAGAUCAACCGCUACAGACCAAUUCAAGCUUUUGAACAAUUCUCUACCAUUCAACAAGUAUGCGUUUUUGACAACCCACAAUGCUUUUGCUAUUGAGGGAGAGCCUUCUCAUACUGGAAUUCCUCGCGUUACCUUCACAAAUCAAGAAGAUACUAUCACUCAACAGCUAAAUAACGGGGUUCGAGCCUUAAUGCUCGAUACGUAUGAUUUUAAAGGAGAUGUGUGGUUGUGCCACUCUUUCAAUGGAAAAUGCCAUGACAUUACUGCAUUUGAACCAGCUAUAGAUACCCUCAAGGAAAUUGAAGCAUUUUUAUCAGCCAACCCAGCAGAAAUCGUCACAUUGAUUUUAGAGGACUAUGUUGAAGCUCCAAAUGGAUUGACAAAUGUCUUCAAAGCUUCUGGGCUGAUGAAAUACUGGUUUCCAGUGACAAGCAUGCCCAAAAAUGGUCAGGACUGGCCACUGGUUAGUGACAUGGUUGCUAAGAACCAAAGACUACUUGUAUUCACUUCAAAAAGUGCCAAGGAACAAUCUGAAGGGAUUGCAUACCAAUGGAACUACAUGGUUGAAAACCAAUAUGGGGAUGGUGGAAUGAAGCCAGGAAAUUGUCCAAAUAGAGGAGAAUCAGCACCUCUAAAUGACAAGGCUAAAUCAUUGGUGUUGGUUAAUUAUUUUUCUUCCAUUCCCAUCAAGCAAGUCAGCUGUGCAAUUAACUCUGGGGAUCUCAUUAAAAUGCUCUACACUUGUUAUGGUGCGGCUGGCAACCGAUGGGCUAACUUCGUCGCUGUCGAUUUUUACAAGAGGAGUGAAGGAGGAGGGUCGUUUCAAGCUUUAGACAACCUGAAUGGGGAGCUCUUGUGUGGAUGCAAUGAUGUACAUGCAUGUGUGCCAGGAUCACCUCCAGGGUCUUGCCAGCCAUAGCAGAGACUAUAGAAAUUCAUGUAAUAAGCUUAAAUCCUCAUCAUGAGAAUUGUAUUAAUCUCGAGGAACUGGC
Molecule: messenger RNA, 1207 nt
Organism: Prunus dulcis (almond)
Lineage: Eukaryota; Viridiplantae; Streptophyta; Magnoliopsida; Rosales; Rosaceae
Product: PI-PLC X domain-containing protein At5g67130
Exons: 8
Coding region: 37-1134 (365 amino acids)
Biological process (GO): lipid metabolic process
Molecular function (GO): phosphoric diester hydrolase activity
Source: RefSeq, a predicted model, not a curated record